GUUGGGGGGGUGGGGGGGUGUGUGUUGGUGUGUGUGCGGUUGGUAGGACCAUGAAAGGAAAGACCGGGACGGGACUUUACUGGUUAUUUUCGCGGUCCGUAAAGAUUGUUUUAUGUGUGAAUGCAGGCUUAUAAUUGAUCAGAAAAAAAGUGAGAAGACGCUAAAACAGGCGUCGCGCAUCCGUGCAGCUGUGUGACGCGAGCCGGAGCACCAAAUGAGACUUGGAACAAAGUUAGCUAUAGCUAGCUCGCGUCGUUAGCGUUGCGCUAAGCUCGGCCAAGAGCAGCCGAGGAACCGAGUCCAAACCAAGCCGUUGUGGGGUUUUAACGUCGUCAUCAACAUUUGCUGUAGUAAUGUUACCUUUAGGGGGCCACUCAAGUUUUGGAUGAGGGUAAAAACCCGGGGUUUGCUAAAGCAGUUUGGGGGAAGCGUGAAGGCGCAAUGCUGGGGCAGAAGGAGGCGGCGCGGGGCUCCGGGGGUCGCCGGUCUGGGGGCUGCGCUCGGACGCUUCCAGCUCUCAGGACACUCGGGGGUUGCGUGUUGCUCUUGCAAGUCCAGGCGGCCUUGUGCCUCACCAGACCCGGCGGAAUAAUUAGCACCAGCGCGAAUAACAACCACCCGAGUGUCAACGUUUACAUGAGUGAAGAGGAGGUGAAGAAACUUCUGGGUCUGGAUGCUGAGCUGUACUAUGUGAGGGACGAUGUGGUGAAUCAUUAUGCUCUCUCCUUCAUACUCCCGGUACCCAGCGAGACCAACAGCCUGCACUUCAGCUGGAACUCCAAGAGCAAGGUGGAGUACAGGUUGGGUUUCCAGGUGGAGAACCCUGCAGUUAUGGACCAACCUCAUAGCAACAUUUCAGCCAAUGGGGAGGUCCCACUGACACGCUCAGUUUUCAGAGUGGACCUCUUCUGUUCCGGGAAAGUGGAUGGUGAGGCAGUUCUUACCAUGCAGCUGAAUCUGACGAUCCAUGCCAACAACUUCACAGUGCUUAACUUCAAGCGCAGGAAAAUGUGCUACAGAAGGAUUGAGCAGCCAGAUUCCCCAAGAAUCCUCCUUCCAUUCUCUAACAAAACAGGACCAGACUUAGACAGCGCUCCGACAACAUCCACCAGAGUGUUCUACAUAAGCGUUGGAGUGUGUUGCGCCGUCAUCUUCCUUGUAGCAAUCAUCCUCGCUGUGUUACACCUGCACAGCAUGAAGAGAGUCGAGGUGGAUGACAGUGAGAGUGACAGUGGGAGCUCCCAGGGUCUUUCUCAACCCUCCACUCAGACCACACAGUACCUAAGAGCAGACACACCAAACAAUGCCACCUCCAUCACCAACGUUCAUGCUGGCUCUGCUCCCAUGCUGCAGCUCUCAGGUGCCUCCUUCCCCCACCCCGGUGUUCCUUCCCAUGAAAGCAAAACCUAUCCUUCUUUGCGGAUCGAGAAGAACGACCUGAGAAGCGUGACUCUUCUGGAGGCCAAGGCAAAAGUCAAGGACAUCGCCAUCUCCAGAGAGAGAGUCACGCUCCGAGACGUUUUGCAUGAAGGAACCUUUGGACGGAUAUUCCAUGGUGUCUUGCUUGACGAGAAGGACCCGAGUAAAGAGAAACAAGUGUUUGUGAAAACAGUCAAAGAUCAUGCCUCGGAGGUGCAGGUGACAAUGAUGCUGACGGAGAGCUGUAAGCUGCGAGGUCUUCAUCACAGGAACCUGUUGCCCAUCUGUCAUGUGUGCACAGAGGAUGGAGAGAAACCUAUGGUCCUGCUACCUUACAUGAAUUGGGGCAAUCUGAAGCUCUUCCUUCGCCAGUGCAAGCUCGCUGAGGCCAACAAUCCUCAGGCCAUCUCCCAGCAAGAUCUUGUUCACAUGGCUAUCCAAAUAGCAUGUGGUAUGAGCUACCUGGCACGAAGAGAGGUCAUCCACAAAGACCUGGCUGCUAGGAACUGUGUCAUUGAUGACAGCAUGCAGGUGAAGAUCACUGAUAACGCUCUGGCUCGAGACCUCUUCCCCAUGGACUACCACUGCCUGGGGGAUAAUGAGAACCGGCCCGUGCGCUGGAUGGCCCUGGAAAGCCUCCUCAACAAUGACUUCUCUAGUGCCAGUGAUGUGUGGGCUUUUGGGGUGACUUUGUGGGAACUGAUGACUCUGGGACAGACUCCUUAUGUAGACAUUGACCCAUUUGAGAUGGCCGCCUACUUGAAGGAUGGCUACAGAAUAGCACAACCCAUUAACUGCCCCGAUGAGCUGUUUGCUGUAAUGGCGUGUUGUUGGGCGCUGGAUCCAGAGGAAAGGCCAAAGUUUCAGCAGCUUGUGCAGUGCCUCACAGAGUUUCAUGCAGCUUUGGGGGCCUAUGUUUAAACUCCAUCCUCAGGUUUUGCUCUGGGCCCCUGGUCACCGAGCAGCACUAAUCCCACAACAGGAAAAAUCAAACCUGACUAAAAUAAAAAUGCCAGUGAAAUAGGGGGGAAACUGCAGUCAUUGAGACUUUAAGACUUUUUCUCUUUCCUGCUUUGUCAAGGGUCACCCUUUUCUCCCUUUAUGGAAUAGUAGAUGUAAAUGCGUUUUCACAGUUGAAGAGCAUCAGCCUCACCACAGUGCAUGCUUUUCUUACAAUGCUGGUGUGAGCAUUCACAGGAAGCUAUCGUUCUUUUCAGCAGAGAACCUUUUCCACUUAAAGACACUUGUGUGCAGCUGCUGAGUUUUCUCAAAAAGCUUAUUUACCAAUGGAUCCAGUCUGAUUUUUCAGACUUUGCUUGCUUGGACAGUGAGAGGAACACUCUCUACUGGAUUGAUUUUAAAACACUGCUAUGAAGUGGAGGAGUGUUUUUUUUUUUUUUUUUAAAUAAACAGUGUGUGUGGAAAAGAACAUCUGCACAGGACAUAUUUGUCAGUUGUUGGUACUUGUACGUUUGCCAAAAUAAUUUUUUCCAAUUUGUUCAGCUUGAAUGAGCUUACGUAUAGUUCUGCCACUGGUUUUCAGGAGGAAAUCGGCUUACUGCCUCAUGUAUUUAAUUAUCUUUGGGGCAGUGGAUAUGCAGGACUGUACAAGUAUUUACUGAAACCAGUAUUAACUGGCUAUUGUGGUACAUAUUACAGCACAAAUAUCUAUUUCAUCCAUUAAAUUGAUCUUGCAAGUUUUAUUUUAUUAUGGGUGUUAAGCAAAAACGAAUUAAAAAUUACAAUAAUAGUAAAACAUUGCUUACAGGGUUAUUACUUAUUCUAAAUGUUUUUUUGUUCUGUGUCAGAACAAAGUCCUUCUUUUGUAUUUUUUUUUUAUUUUUAUUUUAUUUUUUUUUAAGAAUUCGUAAAGACACACCAGUCACCGUGAAUCAUCCAAGUGUACGGCCUUUGUUUAAAAAAAAAAACAACAUUUUCUAGCUGUGUUUCUUUUUCCCUAGCAUUUAUAGACACCUCUUGAUUUUGACAACUGCAUGUUGAUUUGAAAAGGUAUUAUGUAAACUGUUUCCUGAACUCAUACCUACCAAUUAAAGAAAGAACCCAAAAUAAAAUGGGUUCCCAAUGUUGAA
Messenger RNA from Silurus meridionalis, 3509 nucleotides. It is a transcript of the gene ryk, whose product is annotated as receptor like tyrosine kinase. NCBI's taxonomy places the organism in Eukaryota, Metazoa, Chordata, Actinopteri, Siluriformes, Siluridae. The record is from RefSeq and is a predicted model, not a curated record. Bases 442 to 2340 code for a protein of 632 amino acids. Gene Ontology annotation, cellular component: signaling receptor complex. Gene Ontology annotation, molecular function: protein kinase activity; ATP binding. Gene Ontology annotation, biological process: multicellular organism development; axonogenesis; cell surface receptor protein tyrosine kinase signaling pathway. The transcript is spliced from 16 exons.